CGUGCGGGCGUGCGGGCGCGCGGGCGGGGGCGGCUCCACCGCUCCGCCAUCUGGCGCUCGGCAGCCAUGGCCGGCGGACGGCGGGGUGCGCAGCUGCCGCAUCUCAGCAAGAUGGAGCGGGUGGUCCUGAGCAUGCAGGACCCCGACCAGGGCGUGAGGACGCGGAGCCAGCGCCUGUUCAUCACCGUCAUCCCGCACACCGCGGCAGGCGGCGACGUCGUGGCGUGGCUGAUCCGGAAGUACUGCAUCUCAGACGAGGAGGCCCUGCACCUGGGCACUCUCCUAGUGCAGCACGGAUAUCUGUACCCUCUGCGGGAGCCCCGCAGCCUCCUGCUCAGGCCGGAUGACACGCCCUACAGAUUUCAGACGCCCUAUUUCUGGACAAGCACCGUGUGGCCAGCUGCGGAGCUGGACUACGCCAUCUACCUGACAAAGAAGAACAUCCGAAAGCAGGGGACCCUGGUCGGGCACGAGAAGGAGCACUAUGACCAGCUGCACAGGAAGAUCAGCCACACCUGGGACCUGGUGGUGAUGCAGGCUCGGGAGCAGCUGCGGGCAGCUAAGCAGCGCAGGAAGGGGGACAGGCUGGUCAUUGCGUGCCAAGAGCAGAUGUACUGGCUGGUGAACAGGCCUCCGCCGGGUGUCCCCAGCGUCCUGGAGCAGGGUCCCAAGCGCAGCUCCUGUGCUGCUGAGCGAGUGCAGAUGGUGAGGCCCUGCCCAUGUGCCCCCAGGCCGCACCCUUCCACCCCUGCAUACGUGUCUCCCCACCCCAUGUGGGGGCUGCCCAACCAUCCGUCCCAACGGUGUCUGACCCCGACACCCAGAGGCCCUGCUCUGCUCCUGGCAUCAUGCGCCCCCGCCUGCACCCCUGCUUCCAGGUCUCUGCUAACCCUCACCUCUUGUCUCCCCAACCUGCUACGGUGGGUGCCUACCAAGAGCACAGAGUUCUACAAGCAGGAGAUGGAGCGCUGCAGGAAGGCCCUGACCAGGGCCCGGGUGAAGUCGUCCGUCUGCCUGGAGGCGUACCUGAAGUUCAGCGGCCAGCGUGGGCCACACGACCCCAUGAUGUCGGGCUGCCUGCCCAGCAACCCCUGGGUCAGCAACGAGGACGCCUACUGGACCAUCAACGCGCCCAGUGUGGCCGUGCCCACGAAGCUCCGUGUGGAGCGAUGGGCUUUCAGCUUCCAGGAGCUCUUGGAAGAUCCCGUGGGAAGGUCCCAUUUCAUGGACUUCCUCGGGACCGAGUUCAGUGCUGAGAACCUCAGCUUCUGGGAGGCGUGCGAGGAGCUGCGCCACGGAGGGCAGGCCCAGGUCCGCGCCACCGUGGAUGCCAUAUACCAGCAGUUCCUGGCCCCCGGUGCUGCCCGCUGGGUCAACAUCGACAGCCGGACGAUGGAGCGGACCCUGGAGGGCCUGAGGCAGCCCCACCGCUACGUGCUGGACGAGGCCCAGCUGCACAUCUACAUGCUGAUGAAGAAGGACUCCUACCCGAGGUUCCUGAAGUCCGCCGCCUACAGAGACCUGCUGGCAGAAGCUGUGGUUCCCCCAGAGGCCAAGAGACGGGUGUUCCCGUUUAUGCGUAAGCCGCUGCAUGCAAGCCCUAGCCCUGCUCUCCUUCCUGCCUCCCCCUCUGGGGAGCCUGUGGCUGCGACCAGUGGCCCUGAGUGUGGUGACAGGGGCACCUAGGUGGGCAGAUAGCAGGAGAGGGAAGUGGCCAUCCUCACCGCUGGCCUGGGGUCCUGGCAGCUCUUGAGACCCUUGGCAUGGGCGUCCCCUAGUGCCCAGAGGGCCCAGCCUUGCCCCCGUGUCUGUGGGGCUCUUGGGCUCUCACCUUUUCCCUUGUCAAGCCUUCCCCUCCCCAGAAGGGGCUGGUCCAGGGGCUGAUUCCUGGGAAAAGGUGUCCCUGAGCUUCGGUCACCUGGACAAGGGGAGGAUAAGGGGGUCCAAGCGGGGCUGGCUGCAUGAAGCCCCUGGCAUUCUGUAGUCUGCUGGCGGGACCCUGCGGGGACCACACAGCACACCCCAGUUCCACUGGGGCUGUCUCCGCCUUGCAGCCCGCCCUCACGGGUCUUGCCCACACCGUGGCCAUCAUUGUGCACGUCCCAGACCUCCUCCCGCAGGGACACCUCCAGUGCGUGUCCUCGAGGCUGGGGCUCCCCUGGAGCCUCGCGUGUGAGGCAGAGCUGACUCCAGGGCCUCACCUGGGACAGCCAGUCCCGUUCACGGCCAGGGCAGGUGGACUCCUUGGGGAAGAGGGGUGUGCCAGACCCGGGGGAGGUGUAGCUGGUCUCUUGGGGUGCGGCUCUCAUCAGGCCGGGGAGGUACCCGUGCUAUUCCCACCCACACCCAACCCGGAAAUAAAAGACCCUUGGCCCUCA
Mustela erminea (ermine) is the source of this 2378-nucleotide messenger RNA. It is a transcript of the gene RGS11, whose product is annotated as regulator of G protein signaling 11. Gene Ontology annotation, biological process: regulation of G protein-coupled receptor signaling pathway; G protein-coupled receptor signaling pathway; intracellular signal transduction. The transcript has 17 exons. The record is from RefSeq and is a predicted model, not a curated record. NCBI's taxonomy places the organism in Eukaryota, Metazoa, Chordata, Mammalia, Carnivora, Mustelidae. The coding region runs from base 67 to 1686 and encodes 539 amino acids.